Molecule: messenger RNA, 1707 nt
Organism: Debaryomyces hansenii CBS767
Lineage: Eukaryota; Fungi; Ascomycota; Pichiomycetes; Serinales; Debaryomycetaceae
Gene: HAS1
Product: ATP-dependent RNA helicase
Exons: 1
Coding region: 1-1707 (568 amino acids)
Biological process (GO): maturation of LSU-rRNA from tricistronic rRNA transcript (SSU-rRNA, 5.8S rRNA, LSU-rRNA)
Cellular component (GO): nucleolus
Molecular function (GO): nucleic acid binding; RNA helicase activity; ATP binding
Source: RefSeq, a predicted model, not a curated record
AUGGCAGUGAGUUCUAAGUCAAAAACUGGAAGAUCUCCUAAACCAGCAAAGGUUCAACCAUCCAAGAAGGUUGAAUCUAGAAAAAGAGAACAUGAAGAAGAAUCUUCUGAUUCUUCAGAAUCAGAUAACGAAAAAUUAGUUGAAGAGUUGGAUGACGACUUCGACGAGGUAGCAGAAUUAUUAGGAGACGACAUUAAAGAUCCAGAAGCUAAGAAAGAUAAGAAAAAGGAAAAAAAGAUUCAGGAAGAAGAAAGAACCAGAGAAUUGACUAAACCAACCGCAGAAUCUAAUCACGAUGAUAUAGUGACCGAUAAUUUCGAAGAGGCUGGGUUAUCCGAACCUACAUUAAAGGCCAUCAAGGAUAUGGGAUUCAGUAAAAUGACACAGGUUCAAGCCAAGACCAUCCCACCGUUAUUAGCGGGCCGUGAUGUGUUAGGAGCAGCCAAGACCGGUUCAGGAAAGACAUUGGCGUUUUUGAUUCCAGCCAUCGAGAUGUUGUAUUCUUUAAGAUUCAAGCCUAGAAACGGAACUGGUGUCGUUGUUGUAUCGCCAACCAGAGAAUUAGCAUUACAGAUUUUCGGUGUUGCUAGAGAAUUAAUGGCCCACCAUAGUCAAACAUUCGGUAUUGUUAUUGGGGGUGCCAAUAGAAGACAGGAAGCAGAAAAGUUGAUGAAGGGUGUUAACUUGUUAAUUGCUACUCCAGGAAGAUUAUUAGAUCACUUGCAAAACACCCAGGGUUUUGUUUUCAAGAAUGUAAAGGCAUUAGUUAUUGAUGAAGCAGAUAGAAUUUUAGAAAUAGGUUUCGAAGAAGAAAUGAAGCAGAUUAUCAAAAUUUUGCCAAACGAAGAUAGACAAUCUAUGUUAUUCUCGGCAACUCAAACUACAAAGGUUGAAGAUUUAGCCAGAAUUUCAUUAAGACCUGGCCCAUUAUACAUCAAUGUUGCUUCUGAAUCGGAAGCUUCUACUGUUGCUGGUUUAGAACAAGGUUAUGUUGUAUGUGAAUCUGACAAAAGAUUCUUACUCUUAUUUUCAUUUUUGAAAAGAAACGUGAAAAAGAAGAUUAUUGUGUUCCUUUCUUCUUGUAACUGUGUAAAAUAUUUCGGUGAAUUAUUGAAUUAUAUCGAUUUACCAGUAUUGGAUUUGCAUGGUAAACAAAAGCAGCAGAAGCGUACCAAUACUUUCUUCGAAUUCUGUAAUGCCACACAAGGUAUUUUAAUAUGUACGGAUGUGGCCGCUAGAGGUUUAGAUAUCCCAGCUGUUGACUGGAUUAUCCAAUUCGAUCCACCUGAUGAUCCAAGGGACUAUAUCCACAGAGUCGGUAGAACUGCCAGAGGUACUGCUGGUAAGGGUAAAUCAUUGAUGUUUUUAACACCAUCUGAAUUAGGUUUCUUGAGAUACUUGAAGGCAGCUAAUGUUCCUUUAAAUGAAUACGAAUUCCCAACCAAUAAGAUCGCUAAUGUUCAAUCUCAAUUAACCAAGUUAAUUAAAGGUAAUUACUGGUUACACCAAUCUGCUAAGGAUGGUUAUAGAUCAUAUUUACAAGCUUAUGCAUCACAUCACUUGAAGACAGUGUAUCAAAUUGAUAAGUUAGAUUUAGUAAAAGUUGCAAAAUCCUUUGGUUUUGAUGUUCCUCCUAAAGUUAAUAUUACUAUUGGUGCCAGUGGUAAAUCUAUAGAGAAAAAGCAUAAAAAGCAAAAGAGAGCCUAA